Molecule: messenger RNA, 2173 nt
Organism: Neogale vison (American mink)
Lineage: Eukaryota; Metazoa; Chordata; Mammalia; Carnivora; Mustelidae
Gene: HCK
Product: HCK proto-oncogene, Src family tyrosine kinase
Exons: 13
Coding region: 65-1579 (504 amino acids)
Biological process (GO): protein phosphorylation; cell differentiation; cell surface receptor protein tyrosine kinase signaling pathway
Cellular component (GO): extrinsic component of cytoplasmic side of plasma membrane
Molecular function (GO): non-membrane spanning protein tyrosine kinase activity; signaling receptor binding; ATP binding
Source: RefSeq, a predicted model, not a curated record
GCUGGGGGGGCGCUCGAGCUGCGAGGAUCCGGGCUGCCCGCCGGACGAGGAGCGGGCGCCCAGGAUGGGGUGCAUGAAGUCCAAAUUCCUCCAGGACAGAGGCAAGGUCUCAAAAACCGAGCCCAGCACCAACCCACACAGCCCUGUGUAUGUGCCAGAUCCCACGUCUACAAGCAAGCGGCGUCCUGACAACAGCAACAACAUCCCACCAGGGUCUGCGGAUGUAGGUCCCGAUGACAUCAUUGUGAUCGCGCUAUAUGAUUACGAGGCCAUUCACCAUGAAGACCUCAGUUUCCAGAAGGGAGAUCAGAUGGUGGUAUUGGAAGAGUCUGGGGAGUGGUGGAAGGCUCGAUCCCUGGUCACCCGGAAGGAAGGCUACAUCCCAAGCAACUAUGUUGCCCGCAUUAACACUCUGGAGACAGAGGAGUGGUUCUUCAAGGACAUCAGCCGGAAGGAUGCAGAGCGCCAGCUUCUGGCCCCUGGCAAUGUACUGGGCUCCUUCAUGAUCCGGGACAGCGAGACCACCAAAGGAAGCUAUUCUCUGUCUGUGCGAGACUACGACCCCCAGCACAGGGACACGGUGAAGCAUUACAAGAUCCGGACCCUGGACAGCGGGGGCUUCUACAUCUCCCCACGGAGCACCUUCAAUACCCUGCAGGAGCUGGUGGCCCACUACAAGAAGGGGAGUGACGGACUCUGCCAGAAGCUGACAGUGCCCUGCGUGUCCUCCAAGCCCCAGAAGCCAUGGGAGAAAGAUGCCUGGGAGAUCCCCCGGGAAUCCCUCAAGAUGGAGAAGAAACUUGGAGCGGGGCAGUUUGGGGAAGUCUGGAUGGCCACCUACAACAAGCACACCAAGGUGGCCGUGAAGACGAUGAAGCCGGGAAGCAUGUCGGUGGAGGCCUUCCUGGCAGAAGCCAACCUGAUGAAGACCCUGCAGCACGACAAGCUAGUGAAGCUGCAUGCGGUGGUCACAGAAGAACCCAUCUACAUCAUCACGGAGUUCAUGGCCAAAGGAAGCCUGCUGGACUUCCUGAAAAGUACAGAGGGCAGCAAGCAGCCAUUGCCCAAGCUCAUUGACUUCUCAGCCCAGAUUGCAGAAGGCAUGGCCUUCAUCGAGCAGAGGAAUUACAUUCACCGAGAUCUCCGAGCUGCCAAUAUCCUGGUCUCUGCAUCCCUGGUGUGUAAGAUCGCCGACUUUGGCCUGGCACGUGUCAUCGAGGACAAUGAGUACACAGCUCGGGAAGGGGCCAAGUUCCCCAUCAAGUGGACAGCUCCUGAAGCCAUCAACUUUGGCUCUUUCACCAUCAAGUCAGAUGUCUGGUCCUUUGGUAUUCUGCUGAUGGAGAUCGUCACCUAUGGCCGGAUCCCUUACCCAGGGAUGACAAACCCAGAGGUGAUCCGGGCACUGGAGCGCGGGUACCGCAUGCCUCGACCAGAGCACUGCCCUGAGGAGCUCUACAGCAUCAUGACACGCUGCUGGAAGAACCGCCCUGAGGAGCGGCCCACCUUCGAAUAUAUCCAGAGCGUGCUGGACGACUUCUACACGGCCACCGAGAGCCAGUACCAACAGCAGCCAUGAUGGGCGAAUCCGGGUGGGGCCAGGUACCCAGCUGAUGCCUAAGGGGCAGCUCUAGCACAGCCUGCCUGGUCCUGCUCACCGUUCCCCACAGACACCGGCCCACCCCACCUCGGUCCAGCCUCAGUUCCGCAUCUGUCAAGUGGUUUGAACCGGACAGUCUCUUUUUUGACUCCAGCAGUCUACAAAUCUGCCGUCCUCAGGAGACCCCAAGUUGAUAUGUCUAUUGCCUGGGACAGCUGGAUUCCAGUUACCACUGUGGUUGCGAUGGGAAACUUUAAAAAUGAUGGAAUAAAUAUUUAAAUAAAAGACACAGAGGCUAAAGGCUUUACUGACAGAUCGGCUUGCCUUGUCCUGCCAGUUCGUGGCUAUCAUCUACUUGCCUUUUUGCUGGAUGACACAUCUGAGAAGAGGAAGGACCCUUCUAAAGACCAGGAGUAUGAAGAGAAGUGGGGUCCAAGGCUUCCGAGGUUUCUGAUGGCCCACCCUCUCCCCCCUCCCCCGCCAAUUAGUCACUGGCUGUGUUCAUUUCCUAUGGCUUCUGUAACAAAUGACCACAAACUUGGUGGCUUAAAAACACAAAUUCAUUAUCUUACA